AUGUUUCAGCGCCUUAAGGGCGCCAUAGACAGAGGAAUCGCCGAAGAACAGGCUCGUCAGCGCCAGGCCGCGACCAGCGCCCAGCCGGCAAGAACCCCCCAGAGACGACGACCGCAAGCCCAGAACGGCGUCUCUCAAAGAUCUGGCUCGAGACAAAGGACCUCUAUCGAUGCCCCUAUCGAAAAGGGCCCAGACCCUUCGCAAUUCGAAGCCGACUUCGCGAUUGGAGAUGACGAGAGUACGGAGCCUCCUAGUAGGGUAGAUACCCCGAAGGCGGAGGCCAGGAAAGAGGAGGUCCAACAAACAGAGGGAGGCGCAGAGCCAGCGACGCCUGACGAUGGACAGCAGGAAAAGAAACAGACUGGAGAGCUGGCGACCCAGAAGAGUGAGCGACCGCAACCAGAUUCGAAUGGCAGCAUACCCAGCCCCUUGCGUCCUCACGAACUUCCCACUGAGGUCCGUGUCAAGCUGCGGAAGCUGGAUCGCAUGGAGUCAAAGUACGCAGAGUUGUUGAAAGCUUAUAAGAUUGCGCACUCAAGGAUUCAAGCGGUCGACUCUUUCGAAUCCUCUUUACGAGAGAAUACACCUCUGACGAGUAUCAACGAUCCAGACGCGCUGGUGGAAUAUCUGAACCAGAUCAACCUUAAAAGUGACAUGGUUCUGGACGAGUUGAAAAGGGUCACCACGGACAGAGACGAAUAUAAGAAGAAGUUCCAUGCCGCAGAAGAGGAGACCGCCAAGUUGCGUACAGAGAUCACCGAAUUGAAGACCAACACCGCUGCCGAGUCACACAAACAAGAGGAUUCCAAAGAGUCGGAGAAGCCGGUAUCAAAUGUGACCCUCGCGACCGGUGAUGCUGUAUCAUCCUCAAAAGCAAACACAGACUUGGAUCCCGACGCAAAAUCACCUGGAUCAUCUUCAUCCAGGAUUGCAAGCUUCUCUCUCUUCUCACCACGCUCCAAAGCUGCAUCGCCACCGGCGAGAGAUACGUCGGAAGACAUAUUUUCGUACGAGUCGGAGCACUUCAAAUUAGAGUCUGAGUUGCAAGAGCGCCAUGGCGAGGUAGAAGAUCUUCAAAAGCAAGUUAGCAACCUGCGGAACGAUUUGAAAGUUGCACGUGAAUCAACCGAAAGCAUGGUGCAAAGUCUGGAAACCGCCACCAGAGAAUUGCACUCUCUCAGGGAAGCGAAAGACAAGUUUGAUGAGACCAAAUCUAAAUUGCAGAAGAAGCUUGAAGAACUCGAGUCUAAGGCCACAUCUGAAGCCGGCACAACAGAAAAUCUUCAGAACGAGAUCAACGAACUUCAGGCUCAGAGGACUGAAGCGUCCAAGCGGAUCGAACUACUUGAAGCUCAGAUUGGCGACCUAGAAGCAAGAAAUACGACGCUCAAAGAACAGAUCGAAUCGAGCAAGACGGACGUCAACUCCUUGAACGAGAAGCUGGCACAAAAGGAUGCUGUCGUGAAGGACCUUGAAGACGCUUUAGCAGCUCAUAAGUCAGCAGAACGGCAAGAAGCAUCGCAACAGAAGAACGACAAAACAACUGAGAAGAAACUAGCCACCAUGCAGGGUAUAAUGGAAUCACUGCGAAGUCAGUUGGGCAGUGCCGAGACUACGAUCACUGAAAUGAAGUCCGAGCUUCAGAAGAAUCAAGAAGAGUUCUCCAAACGACCUUCGACCAAAGUGUUUGGUUUCCUAGAUGACAGUCAAAACUCGAAGUUGGAUACGCUGCAUACACGAGAAGAUGUGGUUAACUAUCUCGCCGAAAAUUUCGGCCUUCAUAAGUCUCCUUCCAAAACGCUUCCUCCAGAGGUGGCUGUGCCCUCGCCUGCUCCUUCGGAACCAGCAACAAGUGCAUCGAAGAAGAAGAACAAGAAAAAGAAGAAGGGCAAAGGCCAAGCAGCAGUAGGCGAAGACGCGGAGCCUGAUGUACCUGUGAAGGUCUCAGAGAAUCUGGCAGAGGUGGAGGAUAACACUGUUGAAAGCCGCAGCGUGCCGCAAGUUGAUAUCUCUAGGCUCGAAGAAGAGAUUACGGCUUUGAAGGGCGAGCUGUCUGUGAAAACGCAAACCAUAGAGCGCCUUUCCAAGCAGUUGAAAGAUCAAGAAGCUCUACAAGAAGAAAUCGAAACCUUGCGCGAUGACCUGCUGCAUCAAGGGGAAGAGCACGUUGAGGCUCGCGAUUCCUUGAAAGAAGCGCAAAAACAGAAGCAAGAGCUUCAAGAAGCUAUGGACAAGCUUGAAAAGGAACUCCUGGAGGCUCGUAAAGCGGCCUCACGUGGUGUGGACUCAGAGAAGGCACACAAGGAAGUUGCACAGCAGUUUGAUGAGCUGAAGGAUCGAUGUUCGAAUUUGGAAAAGGACCUUGCCGCCUCUGAACAGCUUGCAGCGGCUAGAUUCAAAGACAUAAGCGAUCUCAAAGAACUGCUUGCCAAGGCACAGCCGGAGUUGCGGAGUCUCAGAACCGAAGUAGCUGAACUGCGAUCAGCCAAAGACGAUCUCAAGAACAAGACUGGCGAACUCAAGAGGCUUGAAGCCCGCCAUGAAGAUAUCAAGGCUGAGCUUAAAGGCCUCAGCAAGAGGCUUGGCGAUAAAGACUCCGAGAUCAAGGAACUGCAACGAAAAGUCGAACAGGAGACGAAUGGCAGGAUCAAGCUUGAGAAGGAGAUGGAAAAGACAGAGGCAGAUCUUCGUUCGGCCGAGUAUAAACGCCAAGAAGCAGCGACUUUGUCUGAUGGCUUGAACAAAGACUUGAGCAAAGCAAAGGAGGAAUCCACAUCUCUCAGAGCGAAGCUCCGCGAUCUAGAAGAACAAUUAUCAACCCAGAGCCGGGAGGCGACAGGACUGAAGGAAGAGCUCUCUCUGAAAACAGCUCUACACUCCUCUGCACAGUCUCUUGUCCAGUCACUGCGAGACCAAACGCAUGAGCUGAACAUGCAGGCACGUGAGGCUGCUACGCGGGCAGAUAACUUGGAGGAGGAGCUCGCAGAGGCGCAGCGGAUGCUGUCAGAGCGCACGAGAGAGGGUCAAACCAUGCGUAUGCUCCUAGACCAAGCAGAAAGCGGCACCGAGUCCAGAAUUCGCGAGAUGAAGGAACGCAUGGACGCGGCCAUUGAAGAACGGGACCGUGUUGAAGACGAGGCGAGCGUCAGCAGUCGACGCAUGAUGCGCGAGGUCGAAGACGCUCGAAGCAAAGUCCGCGAUGCUCAGCGAGCCCUAAAAGUGCUGGAGAACGAGAAAGAAGAGCUCGAAGUCCGCCAGCGGGAGUGGAAGAGGAGAACAGACGAGCUUGAACAAACUUCCAGUCGUGCAUCCAAGGAGGUCGAAGAAGUCCGAAGUGCUAUGACUGGUCUGCGUGAAGCCCUGGACGAGAGCGAGAGGCAGGUCCGUGAGCUCGACAGGCAAAGGUUCGACCUCCGCAAAUCGGUCGACGAAUUCCGGGAGCGCGUCGAGAAGCUCACGAAGGCCAACAAGAAUCUCACCGAAGAGCUCAAGGUGGCACAACAACCUGGGCCAAAGGGCCUUCGAGCCUCCAAUCGCGCUGGGACAGGCCUCGAAUCAGGGGCCCAGAGCUCCAGAACCUCGAUCGAUUCUUCGAGCGCGAGAUCGCCGGCUCCCAAGGAGAGAAUUCUCUCCAGGAGCACGAGUCGAAGCGAAACACCAAGUGGUGGCGUUGGUGUUGGCGGUGGUGGAAUGAGCCAGGGAACCGUGGAUUAUGUGUAUUUGAAGAAUGUACUAUUACAGUUUUUGGAGCAAAAGGACAAGGGCCAUCAGCGACAAUUGAUUCCAGUUUUGGGCAUGUUGUUGCAUUUUGACCGGUAA
This is a messenger RNA of Exophiala spinifera, 3819 nucleotides long. RefSeq lists its product as uncharacterized. The transcript is spliced from 2 exons. The coding region runs from base 1 to 3819 and encodes 1272 amino acids. NCBI's taxonomy places the organism in Eukaryota, Fungi, Ascomycota, Eurotiomycetes, Chaetothyriales, Herpotrichiellaceae. The record is from RefSeq and is a predicted model, not a curated record.